AUGGAGGAGGCAGGCAAGGAGCAGAACUCCUACAAGCGCCUGUGCCUAGCUGUCAGUGGUGGCGGUGGCGACUCGGCGGCGGCGUGGCGGACGAACAGGGUGGCGCGCGCAGCAGCCGGCGGCAAGGACCGGCACAGCAAGGUGGUGACCUCGCGCGGCCUCCGGGACCGCCGCAUCCGGCUCUCGGUGCCGACGGCGAUCCAGUUCUACGACAUCCAGGACCGCCUCGGCGUCGACCAGCCCAGCAAGGCCAUCGAGUGGCUCAUCCGCGCCGCCACUGUUGCCAUCGACGGUCUCCCGUCGCUCGACUGCUCCUUCCUUCCAUCCGCCGCCGCCUCCCCGCCGCAUGAUGACGCAGCGGAGGUCAGCACCUCGGAGACCAGUAAGGGCUCCGUGCUCUCACUCGCCAAUGGGCCCAGCGACAGCAGCAACGCUGCCGCUCACCAUGCCAAUGCAUACAACAGCGGUGGCGGCAGUGGCACGUUCGCCGAGCUCCUGCUCUGCUCUCCAGCUGCCGACAAGUCAAUGCAGCAGCAACAGCAGCAGCCUACGCUUGCCUACUACGCCGCCCCUCAGAGCUCGCCCAUGUCCUUCGAGAUGUUUCCCCAGCUUGCCUUCUCCCAGGAGCAGCAGCACCACCACCACCAUGCCGCGGUCGCCUUCGACCGGAGUACACUUCAGUCCAAUGCCGUUGCCGUGCCGAUGUGGCAGCCAUCCCAAUACCCGUUCAUGAUGCAAAGGUUCUCCGCUGCUCCAGCUGAAGCGUCAUCCACCUUCCCCUUCUUUGUUGGAGGCGGUGGCAGUACCGCUGCUCCGGCGACAUCCAAUGGGCCAGAGCGGAGGCUGCAGCUCUGGGACUUCAAGCAGGAACGCAAGACGUGAUUACUUCUUGGAGAGUACCCUGUGAACUGUGAUUGGUGUCAUGGCUGGCCACCGUAAGCAAGCCAGAAGAAAGAGGGCUACCAGGAAAACAGGAUAACUAGCAUCCUCAUGAAGGCGCGACGAAAGAAAGCGUGCGCAGUUCCAGAUUUUUGUGUCUUUCUGCGCGUGAUUUUGAACCGUCAUAGUGUUCUCUGAUGGUGUAUGAUUUGUUCCCUCACCCUCUGUUGCUGUGAUAAAAAACCAAUUUUUUGUUGUUGUUGUACUCCGAUAAUUUGACUCAUCCAUGAAGGUUUUA
Molecule: messenger RNA, 1177 nt
Organism: Lolium rigidum
Lineage: Eukaryota; Viridiplantae; Streptophyta; Magnoliopsida; Poales; Poaceae
Product: transcription factor PCF8-like
Exons: 2
Coding region: 1-882 (293 amino acids)
Biological process (GO): regulation of secondary shoot formation
Cellular component (GO): nucleus
Molecular function (GO): sequence-specific DNA binding; DNA-binding transcription factor activity
Source: RefSeq, a predicted model, not a curated record